UCAUGUUAUAAAAGGAAGGGAAUGCUAGAAGACCUUUGAAAAAACAUUCAAGAAAAAAAUGCAGAAUAUGGAAACACAACAAAUAAGAUAUAAGAAAAAUGUUCCCUCAUAAGAUGUUGUGAUUUUUGUUUGUUUUUCUUCUCUAGCUAGUUCUUCUCUUCCCAGUAGACAAUGGCAGUUGCAGCAUCCAUGUUGCCUGGCAUGUCCCUGGCUGGCACCAGUUUUGAGGAAAUAUCUCAAAAUAUGGACUCAGUGAGAAAUGUCACCAUUGUGAUCUCCAAUUACUGUGAAAAAUACAUCCUAGCAAAUCCAAGGCAUCACACCAGCAGUGGAUACUGCCACCGUCCUCCACAGCCUAAGAUCGAAAAACUGGAAUCAGAAGUUUGCUGCUUUUCUAAAACCCCACACUCAGCUCGAGGUUCUGUUGGAGUCUUGACUUACCAAAUCCUCAGAAAUGGAAAAGACUGUGUUGGUGAACUGGCGAUAAUGUUCUCUGUGCCUUACGAUUACAAUUUAUUUCAAAACUACUAUGGGCUCGGCAUUUUUCAGCCAGGAGUUUCAUGCGAUCAGCGUCUGUUUAACCAGAUGUAUUAUGAAAAGGGCCCGUUCACCAGAGGGGCAGGUAAACAGAAGGUUUUAACAUAUUCUGAUAAAGAUGCUUUUGUGAGGGGAAAAAUAUCUAAUUAUUGUCAGUCAAUUAUGACUGUGGAAUUCUGCAGUGAUGACAGUGUUCAGACUGACCAAUCAGUUAUGAAGACUGAACUCCGCAUUGAUGACAUUGUUCGGACUGACCAAUCAGUUAUGAAAGCUGAUCUCCGCAGUGAUGACAGUGUUCGGACUGACCAGUCAGUUAUGAAAGCUGAUCUCCGUAGUGAGGAAAGUGUUCAGACUGACCAAUCAGUUAUGAAGACUGUACUCCGCAUUGAUGACAUUGUUCGGACAGACCAAUCAGUUAUGAAGACUGAACUCCGCAUUGAUGACAUUAUUCGGACUGACCAAUCAGUUAUGAAAGCUGAUCUCCGUAGUGAGGAAAGUGUUCAGACUGACCAAUCAGUUAUGAAGGCUGAUCUCCGCAGUGAGGAAAGUGUUCAGACUGACCAAUUAGUUAUGAAGACAGAACUCUGCAGUGAUGACAGAGUUCAGACUGACCAAUCAGUUAUGAAGACUGAACUCCGCAUUGAUGACAUUGUUCGGACUGACCAGUCAGUUAUGAAAGCUGAUCUCCGCAGUGAUGACAGUGUUCAGACUGACCAAUCAGUUAUGAAAGCUGAUCUCCGCAGUGAUGACAGUGUUCGGACUGACCAGUCAGUUAUGAAAGCUGAUCUCCGUAGUGAGGAAAGUGUUCAGACUGACCAACCAGUUAUGAAGGCUGAUCUUCGCAGUGAGGAAAGUGUUCAGACUGACCAACAAGUUAUGAAGGCUGAACUUCACAGUGAGGAAAGUGUUCAGGCUGUCCAACCAGUUAUGAAGGCUGAACUCCACAGUGAGGAAAGUCUUCAGGCUGACCAACCAGUUAUGAAAGCUGAACUUUGCAGUGAGGAAAGUGUUCAGACUGACCAAUCAAUUAUGAAGUCUGAAUUCUACACUGAUGAAAGUGGUCAGGGUGAAACAAGGAAGAAAAAGACUGGUUGUUGUCAGUGUUUAUUGGGCUGUUUUAAAGGUGAAGAUUAGUCUAGUCACCUGUUAGUCAAGUCCAGACUUUGCAGUCUUUACUAAAUGUCAAGAGGUAAAAAUGUGUACAAGUUUGCAAGUAUUAAAAGAACUACAGCUUAUUAUACUUUAGACCAGUGGUCCCUAACCUUUUUAUCACU
This is a messenger RNA of Pygocentrus nattereri (red-bellied piranha), 1811 nucleotides long. RefSeq lists its product as uncharacterized. Gene Ontology annotation, cellular component: pore complex. The transcript is spliced from 2 exons. The record is from RefSeq and is a predicted model, not a curated record. Gene Ontology annotation, molecular function: channel activity. The coding region runs from base 172 to 1671 and encodes 499 amino acids. Gene Ontology annotation, biological process: cytolysis in another organism; monoatomic cation transport; pore complex assembly. NCBI's taxonomy places the organism in Eukaryota, Metazoa, Chordata, Actinopteri, Characiformes, Serrasalmidae.